GUGUGACCAGGACUUGGGUCACAACUGUUGGAACCCACUCCACCGUUUCCGAAAUGCUCCCUCUCUCUUCUUCUCCAUUUCUGGCAUAUUCCCUCAACUUCCGCUUCAGCAAUUGAACUCAUCGGAAGAACUUCAAAUCUUAGGGUUUCUAAUAAUCAAAUUCUCCUCAUCAUGUUUAUGAUUCAACAUCGAUCAACAAUCCGAGCUACUCCUCCACGUUGAUCGUGGGAUCGCACUUCGAACCGUAAUCAUGUUUGAGGCACACGUUCUACAUUUGCUGCGGAGAUAUUUGGGAGAAUAUGUGCAUGGGCUUUCAACUGAGGCGCUAAGAAUCAGUGUGUGGAAAGGUGAUGUUGUUCUCAAAGAUUUAAAGCUGAAAGCAGAGGCAUUAAACUCAUUAAAACUCCCUGUCACAGUCAAAGCUGGAUUUGUUGGUACCAUAACUUUGAAGGUUCCUUGGAAAAGUCUUGGCAAGGAACCUGUGGUUGUUCUUAUUGACCGUGUAUUUGUUCUUGCUCACCCGGCUGUUGAUGGAAGGUCUCUUAAGGCUGAAGACCGGGAAAAACUUUUCGAAGCCAAACUUCAACAGAUUCAGGAAGCAGAAUCAGCGACCCUGGAGGCACUGUCAAGAUCUAAGCUGGGAAAUCCUUCUUCUGGCAAUUCUUGGCUUGGUUCACUAAUUGCUACUAUAAUUGGGAAUCUUAAGAUAUCUAUUAGCAAUGUUCAUGUAAGAUAUGAAGACUCAAUCAGUAAUCCAGGUCAUCCAUUUGCUUGUGGAAUUACCUUGGCAAAACUUGCCGCUGUUACAAUGGACGAGCAGGGGAAUGAGACUUUUGAUACAAGUGGGGCCCUGGAUAGACUACGGAAGUCACUGCAACUUGAGAGACUUGCAGCUUAUCAUGACUCAAACUCCAUACCUUGGGUACUGAAUAAGAAGUGGGAAGAUUUAAAUCCCAGGGAAUGGAUUGAGAUCUUUGAGGACGGAGUUAAUGAACCUACAAAACAAAAUGAUGUGUCAAAGUGGUCUCACAACCGAAGUUAUGUCAUUUCCCCAGUCAAUGGAGACCUCAAAUAUCAUCGUUUGGGAAACAAAGAAAGGAAUAAUCUGGAGAUACCAUUUGAAAAGGUUUCCCUAGUUGUCAGUGACUUAACUUUGGCAAUUACAGAGGCUCAAUAUCACGAUUGGAUAAGACUUUUGGAGGUGGUUUCAAGAUAUAAGACAUAUGUGGAGAUAUCUCAUUUAAGACCUAUAGUGUCUGUUGCAGAAGGUAGAAAUUUAUGGUGGAAGUAUGCUGCUCAAGCAACCUUGCAGCUGAAGAAAGUUUGCUAUCGUAUGUCAUGGGACCGAAUAAAGUAUCUUUGUCAGCUUCGGCGGCGUUACAUUAAGCUGUAUGCAAGUUCAUUGCAACAGUUACCAAAUCAUGGUAGUUUGGAAAUGAGGGCCAUUGAGAAAGAUCUUGAUCUCAAAGUUAUUCUCUUGUGGAGGUUCCUCGCCCAUGCAAAAGUAGAAUCUGUUAAGUCAAAGGAAGCAGCUGAACAACAGAUGCUUAAGAGAAGUUGGUUUUCAUUUAGAAGGAAUGCACCCACGGAUGCUUCUGUAGUGAAUCCAGUGGAUGAAUCAUCAUCAUCUAUCCAAGAUAGAUUGACCAAUGAACAAUGGCAGGCCAUUAAUAAGUUAUUAAGUUACCAACCAGAUGAGGAGUUAUCUUUACCUUCUGGAAAAGAUAUGCAAAAUGUAACGCGUUUCCUGGUAGAUGUAUCUCUUGGUCAGGCUGCUGCUAGGAUAAUUAACAUUAAUCAGACCGAGGUUCUUUGUGGAAGGUUUGAAGAACUUCAUGUGACCACCAAGUUUAAACCUCGUGGUACUCAUUGUGAUAUGAAGUUACGCUUUUAUGGCUUGUCUGCCCCAGAGGGUUCAAUUGCACAGAGUGUUAGCAGUGAACAGAAGGUGAAUGCUCUAUCAGCUACUUUUGUACGUUCACCUGUUGGUGAAAAUGUAGACUGGAGGCUUUCGGCGAUGAUAUCUCCGUGUCAUGUCACGGUUUUGAUGGACAGUUAUGAUCGUUUUUUAGAGUUUGUGAAGAGGAGUAAUGCAAUCAGCCCUACUAUUGCACUGGAAACUGCAGCUGUUCUACAAAAUAAAAUAGAGAAAGUUACUCGUAGAGCACAAGAGCAGUUUCAAUUGGUAUUAGAAGAGCAAAGCAGAUUCGCACUUGACAUUGACCUUGAUGCUCCAAAAGUUAGAGUUCCCAUAAGAUCAGUUGGCUCUUCCAAAUGUGCCAGCCAUUUUCUUUUGGAUUUUGGCCAUUUCACGUUACAUACUAAGGAGGGACAGCCUGGUGAACAUGCACAUAGUCUAUAUUCUCGUUUUUAUAUUUCUGGAAGGGAUAUAGCAGCUUUUUUUACUGAAUGUGGUUCUGAUGCUCAAAGCUGUGCUUUAGUAUCUCCGAUUCUUUCUGGUCACUCUUCUGAGCCUCCUAUAUCGGAAACUGCUGAGAGUCUCUGUUCUCUAAUUGAUAGGUGUGGAAUCGCUGUUAUUGUUGAUCAGAUUAAGAUGCUUCAUCCAAGUUACCCUUCUACACGCAUAUCUGUUCAAGUUCCUAGUCUUGGAAUUCAUUUUUCACCAGCCAGAUAUAGACAACUUAUGGAAUUGUUAAAUAUAUUCUCUGGUACAUCGCAAAGCAAUAGUUUACGUGACAGUGAUAAUCAAGAAACUGAACUUGCUCUUUGGAACCCACCAGAUCUUGCAACUGAGGCCAGGAUUCUUGUUUGGAGAGGGAUUGGCUUUUCAGUUGCUGCAUGGCAGUCAUGCUUUCUUGUCUUAUCUGGUUUGCAUCUGUAUGUGUUGGAAUCAGAAACAUCCCAGAGUUAUCAACGCUGUUCAAGUAUGGCCGGCAAACAAGUAUAUGAAGUUCCUCCAUCAAGUGUUGGUGGUUCACUGACCUGUAUUGCUGUAUGCAUCAGGGGCAUGGAUACACAUAAGGCCCUGGAGUCAUUUAGUACACUGGUCAUAGAAUUUCAAAACCAGGAGGAGAAAGCUUCUUGGUUGAGAGGACUCAUGCAAGCCACAUAUCAAGCUUCUGUUCCCUCGUCAGUAGAUAUAUUGGGGGAUUCGGCUGAUGUGAAUGCUGAAUAUAAUGAUCCUCAUGCUAAUGCUCUGAAAAUAGCCGACCUUAUUAUUAAUGGAGCAUUAGUGGAAUCAAAAGUAUCAUUCUAUGGAAGGACUGGAGAUGAGGCACAAGAAAGUCUUGAAGAAACUAAAAUUCUUGAGAUCCUUGGUAGUGGAGGAAAGGUGCAUGUCAUCUGCUGCAAAAGUGAUUUCAAUGUUAAAAUGAAACUUCAUUCCUUUAAAAUCUUAGAUGAGCUUCAAGGCUCUCGAACAUCAGGUCCACAUUAUCUGGCUUGUUCAGCCUUAAGGAGUGAUUCUCACAAUUUGGAUGAUCAGGAGAAGGACUUUCCAUCUGUGGUCUUAGAAGAGGAUGAUACUUUUGCAGAUGCAUUGUCGGAUUUUGUUAGUUUGCCUGAUUCAGGCUCAUAUUUUGAAAUGGUUUAUUCUAGUGUGCCAGCUGAUAUUGAAAAUACUGAAACUGAUCAAGAUGCAAGAUUAGCUUAUGAUAUGAAUGCAAUUACAAGAAAAAGUAUUUCUGAUGACACUUUCUUUGAAGCACAAGGCAGUGAUGAUUCUGAUUUUAUCUGUGUCACAUUUUCAACUAGGAAUCCUAAUUCACCAGAUUAUGAUGGCAUGGACACAAAGAUGAACAUACGGAUGUCAAAAUUAGAAUUCUUUUGCAACAGACCUACUCUUGUUGCUUUAAUUGGCUUUGGCUUUGAUAUAAGCUCUGGAAAUAAAGGGGCCAGUGAUGUGAGUAUGGUGAGUUUAGAAGAGGAACCCUUGGAAAAGAAAGACAAGAUGGAAGGAACUGGGAACACUUUUGUUAAGGGGCUCUUGGGAUAUGGAAAAGGCCGUGUUGUGUUCAAUUUGAAUAUGGACGUGGACAGUGUCAUCAUGUUCCUGAACAAGGAAGAUGGUUCUCAGCUUGCAAUGUUUGUGCAGGAGAGUUUUGUUCUGGAUCUCAAGGUUCAUCCUAGUUCUAUUUCAAUUGGAGGCACAUUGGGAAAUUUCCGACUCUGUGAUAUGUCUCUUGGACCGGAUCACUGUUGGGGUUGGCUCUGUGACAUAAGGAAUCAGGGAGCUGAUUCUCUAAUAAAGUUUACUUUCAAUUCUUAUAGUGCUGAAGAUGAUGAUUAUGAGGGAUAUGAUUACAGCUUGUAUGGUCGACUUUCUGCUGUGCGAAUUGUCUUCCUAUAUAGGUUUGUCCAAGAGAUAACUUCCUACUUUAUGGAACUUGCAACCCCACAUACAGAGGAAGCAAUUAAACUGGUGGAUAAAGUUGGAGGCCUUGAGUGGUUUAUUAACAAAUAUGAGAUUGAUGGAGCCAAAGCCAUAAAGUUGGACCUUUCUUUAGAUACUCCAAUAAUCAUCGUACCGAAGAAUUCAAAUAGCAAAGACUUCAUGCAACUUGAUCUGGGCCAGCUAAAGCUAAGGAAUCAGUUCAGUUGGCAUGGAUGUCCAGAUAAUCCUAAAGCUGUCCAUCUUGAUGUCCUUGAUGCAGAAAUUUUAGGAAUCAACAUGGCUGUAGGAAUUGAUGGUUGUGUUGGUAAACCGAUGAUAAGGGAAGGUCGAGGAAUUCAUAUUUUCGUGAGGCGUAGCUUAAGGGACCUUUUCCGGACAGUCCCAAAUUUUGCUUUGGAUGUGAAGGUGGGUUUAAUACAUGUUGUUAUGUCUGAUAAAGAAUAUCAUGUUAUUCGAGAGUGUCUAGUUUUGAAUUUAUCUGAACAACCCAAACUUCCACCAAGUUUCCGGGACAGCAUGUCUAGUUCAAAAGACACUAUCCGGAUGCUAGCUGAUAAGGUCAAUGCUAACGGUCAGAUGUUGCUUUCACGUACUGUUACAAUAAUUGCUGUGGAAGUGGAACAAGCUUUGCUGGAAUUAUGCAAUGGCAAUCAUGAGGAUUCACCUCUUGCUCAUGUUGCGCUGGAUGGCCUUUGGGUGUCAUAUCGAAUGACGUCAUUAUCUGAAGCUGAUCUUUAUGUAACUGUACCCAGCUUCUGUGUUUUGGAUGUCCGGCCUGACACCAAGCCUGAGAUGCGGUUGAUGCUUGGAUCAUGUACAGAUCUUCCAAAGUAUGCUACAGGGGGAAGAUUCCCUUUUCAUGUAAAUAGAGGUAGCUUUAUUAGAAUAGACUACCAGGCAACCCCGAGCUUAGAUAUACCUACUUCAACUAUGCUUCUGAUGGACUGUCAUUGGCGGUUAGCUUCUCAAUCUUUUGUUAUCCGACUUCAGCAGCCCCGUGUUCUUGUUGUCCCAGACUUCCUUCUGGCUGUUGGAGAAUUUUUCCUCCCUUCCUUGGGAACAAUAACUGGAAGGGAGGAGCUCAUGGAUCCAAAGAAUGACCCUAUAACUAAAAACAACAACAUUGUACUCUCAGCUCCUAUCUUCAAACAAGUAGAAGACAUUGUGCAAUUGUCUCCAGACAGGCAGUUGAUUGCAGAUGCUAUAGGAAUAGAUGAGUACACUUAUGAUGGUUGUGGGAAGACUAUUUGUUUGCAAGAAUACAAAGAGCAGAAGGAGCUCAAUUCAUUAAGAUUUCGACCAAGCAUUGUUAUUGGACGUGGAAAAAAGUUGAGAUUUGUAAAUGUGAAGAUUGAGAAUGGUUCUCUCAUGAGGAGGUAUACAUACUUGAGUAAUAACAGCAGCUAUUCUGUCUCCCCUGAAGAUCAUGUUGAAAUUUCAUAUGUUUUAUCAUGUAAUAAUGUUCAAGAGAGUGCCAAUCACAUGGAAGAAUCUUUGUCUGGUUCCUAUACUUCUGCAAAUGAUAAUGACUUGAACAAAAAGCCAAGUUUGACAUUUGAAGCUCAGGUUGUUUCUCCUGAGUUUACAUUCUACGACAGUACUAUGACAUGCCUCCAUGAUACAUUACAUGGAGAAAUGCUUCUUCGUGCAAAAUUGGAUUUUAGCUUCAUGUAUGCUUCCAAAGAAAAUGAUACCUGGGUUCGAGCCCUGGCAAAAGAUCUGACAGUUGAGGCUGGUUCUGGUCUUGUCAUUCUUAAUCCUAUGGAUGUAUCGGGUGGAUAUACUUCUGUUAAGGAUAAAACAAAUUUAUCAUUGAUAUCAACAGAUGUUUACAUCCAUCUUCCACUGAGCGUCAUUUCUCUUUUACUUCACUUACAAGCUCAGGCGACCACAGCAUUGCAGUUUGGAAAUUCUGAUCCCCUGGCUCCUUGUACCAACUUUGACCGCAUUUGGUCAUCUUCAAAAGAAAAUGAGCUCUGCUACAACCUUACAUUUUGGAGACCACGAGCUCCAUCAAAUUAUGUUAUUUUGGGAGAUUGUGUGACAUCAAGGCCAAGCCCUCCUUCACAGGCAGUAAUGGCAGUUAGCAACAGAUAUGGUCGUGUUAGGAAGCCUGUAGGCUUCAGGCUUAUGGGCUUGUUUUCUGGUUCUGGGGGAGCUGAGAAAGGAGAAACGCAAUCUGAUGGUGAUUGCUGUCUUUGGAUGCCAGUAGCACCAUCAGGAUACUUGACAUUGGGAUGUGUAGCCCAUACAGGAAGGAAUCCACCACCUAAUCACAUUGUCCAUUGCAUUCGUGCUGAUCUUGUGACAUCCACAUCAUAUUCAGAAUGUAUCUCCUCUAUUGCUUCUAAACCCAGUUUUGAAUCAGAGUUUAGCAUAUGGCGUUUGGAUAACGCUCUUGGUUCCUUUUAUUCUCAUCCUUCUAAGGGAAGCCCCCCUAGAGAUCAGAGUCAUGAUCUGAAUCAUCUCCUUCUCUGCAACUCCAGUUGGCAUAGUCCAUCCAAAGAAACUACUUCUAGUGUAGCAUCAAGUUCUAACUCUUCAAGUCAUCAGCCAGUGAACCAGAAAACAACUUCUUCUGGAUGGGAUAUACUCCGAUCCAUUUCCAGUGCUAAUUAUUAUAUGUCAACACCAAACUUUGAGAGAAUUUGGUGGGAUAGGGGUAGCGAUAUGCGCCGUCCCUUUUCCAUUUGGCGACCAAUAUCUCGAUCUGGAUAUGGUAUACUAGGGGACUGCAUCACUGAAGGCUUGGAACCUCCUUCUCUGGGUAUAAUAUUUAGAGCAGAUAAUCCUGAAAUCUCAGCAAAACCUAUGCAGUUUACUAAAGUUGCUCAGAUUGUGCGGAAAGGUGUGGAUGAAGCUUUUUUCUGGUACCCAGUAUCUCCUUCUGGUUAUGCUUCUCUGGGGUGCAUAGUCACUCGAUUAGACGAACCACCAAAAGUCGAUUCAUUUUGCUGUCCAAGAAUGGAUCUCAUUCAUCAAGCUAAUAUUCUUGAGGUACCAAUUUCAAGGUCCUCAACUUCGAAAGGAUCUCAGUGCUGGAGCAUUUGGAAAGUUGAAAAUCAGGCAUGCACCUUUCUUGCACGGUCUGAUCUGAAGAAGCCAUCAUGUCGUCUGGCGUUUACACUUGGUGAUGCAGUGAAGCCUAAAGCACGAGAGAACAUUACUGCUGAGAUGAAAAUAAGAUGCAUUUCAGUUACUGUUUUAGACAGCUUAGGUGGAAUGAUGACACCACUUUUUGAUGGUACAAUAACUAAUAUGAAGCUCGCAACUCAUGGACAACUAGAUGCAAUGAAUGUUGUCCUAAUUUCUUCUAUGGCUGCUUCAACAUUCAACAAACAGUUAGAGGCGUGGGAACCUCUUAUAGAACCAUUUGAUGGAAUAUUCAAGUUUGAGACUUAUGACACUAAUCCAAAUCCACCGUCAAGAGUUGGGAAGAGACUACGUAUUGCUGCUACUAGUAUUUUCAACAUAAAUCUUAGUGCAGCAAGUCUCAAUGUGUUUAUAGAGACUAUUCUUUCUUGGAGAAGACACAGGGAACUUGAGAAAAAAGCAAGGAAACUGACUGAGGAAUCUGGAAGCCUCUGUGGACAGGGAGAUGAUUCAACUAUUGCUGCACUAGAUGAAGAUGAUUUUCAAACUAUUACUAUAGAAAACAAACUUGGAUGUGAUAUUUACCUGAAGAAAGUUGAGGAAAGUUUAGAUACCACUGAACUUUUGCAUCACAAUGAUUUCGCUUCUGUGUGGAUUCCACCACCAAGAUAUUCGGACAGGUUAAAUGUUGGAGAUGAAUAUAAGGAAGCACGCCGAUAUGUUUCUGUACAGAUACUCGAAUCAAAGGGUUUAUCAGUCAUUGAUGAUGGAAACAGCCACAAUUUUUUUUGCGCUUUGCGCCUGAUUGUUGAUGCUCAAGAAGCAAAUCAACAAAAGGUUUUUCCUCAGAGUGCAAGGACAAAAUGUGUAAAACCAUUGAUUUCAAAAGCCAGCCAUCUUGAAGAAGGCACUGCAAAGUGGAAUGAACUCUUUAUAUUUGAAGUUCCUCGACAGGGUCCUGCUAAGUUACAAGUGGAAGUGACAAAUCUUGCCGCAAAUGCUGGAAAAGGUGAAGUUGUAGGUGCAACCUCUAUUUCCGUUGGUCAUGGUGCAAGCACUUUGAAGAAGGUUGCUUCAGUGAGAAUGAUAUCUCAAGUACCUGAUGGCCAACACAUCACAUCUCAUCCACUUAAGAGGAAGGUUCAAGACUCCGACAAUAUGGAAUCCUCUGGUUGUCUUCUUGUUUCUAUAUCUUAUUUUGAGAGGAAACAGAUUGCAAACCUUCAAAGUGAUGAUAAGACAAGAAAAGAUGUUGAUAGAGAUGUGGGUUUUUGUGUGAGACUUGAUCCAGAUGGAGAAUGGGAGACUUUUCCAUCUUUCUACCCUCUGUCAGUUAUUACUAGAAAACUGACAUAUGACUUCAUAGCAAUGGAAGUGGUGAUGAGAGAUGGAAAGAAGCAUGUAAUUUUCAGAAGCCUUGCCACAGUUGUAAAUGAUUCAGACAUAAAACUAGAUAUUUUGGUCUGUCCUGUUACUAUGAUUCAAAGUGAUGAUGUAUUCCCAGCCACAGAGAAAAUUCUUGUACAGGAAGGCCUAGACACAAACACUGUCAGUUCCAUUAAUCCCAAUUCAUCUGCUGCAUUACCCUGGAGAUUUUUGGCCAAGGAUUUAGAUUAUUGUGUACAAGUCCGUCCAAGUGUUGACCAUAAGCAGCCCCCUAAUUCAUGGGGCUGUGCCGCUGCUGUAGGUUCGGGUUACGCUUAUGGAAGAGAUCAACCUACAAUUGAUCAAGGUCAACUUUCAAGGCAGAAUACCCUAAAACAAGGAAACAAGUUGCCUGCCUCUCCAUUGAAAUUAAGUCAACUUGAGAAGAAGGAUGUGCUUCUGUACUGUUCCAGUACUGGAAAUAAGCAGCUCUGGCUUAGCAUAUGUACAGAUGCAUCAAUACUUUACGCGGAGCUGAAUACACCAAUCUAUGAUUGGAAAAUAACUGUCGACUCUCCACUCAAGCUGGAGAACCGACUUCCUUGUGCAGCAAGGUUCACUAUUUGGGAGAAAAUGAAAGAAGGCAAUACUGUUGAGCGACAACAUGGACUUAUCCUGCCUCGAAAAAGUGCACAUAUAUAUUCUGCUGACAUCCGUAAACCUAUUUAUCUUUCAUUUUUCGUUCAGGGUGGUUGGGCUUUGGAAAAGGAUCCUGUGCCUGUGUUAGAUCUUCUGUCAAACAAUCAUGCUUCAUCCUUUUGGAUGGUUCAGCAGCAACGAAGAAGGAGACUGCGUGUAAGCAUUGAACGGGACAUGGGAGGAUCCACUUGUGCUCCCAAAACUAUUAGAUUCUUUGUUCCAUAUUGGAUUAGUAAUGAUUCCUCUCUGUCGUUAGCAUAUAGGAUUGUUGAAAUUGACCGUUUAGAGAGUGCCGAUGGGGACUCCUUGCUGAUCUCUAGAGUUAAAUCUGCAAAGUCCUUAAGAAGUCCAUCAGACAAAAAGCUUCUAGGCCUGAGUAAAGAUGAUGCUCAAGUAUUAGAUGCAAUAGAGGACACUACUCCAACACCUAGUAUGCUUUCACCGCAGGAUUAUGUUGGACGUGGAGGCGUCAUGUUGUUUUCACCUCGGAAUGAUACUUACCUGUCGCCACGCCUCGGGAUUGCAAUUGCUCUCCGAAAUUCUGAAAGCUAUAGUCAUGGGAUAUCUCUUCUUGAACUUGAGAAAAAGCAACGAGUUGAUACCAAGGCUUUUGGUUCAGAUGGUUCCUACUAUAAGCUUUCAGCAACACUGCAAAUGACUUCGGAUAGAACAAAGGUUAUUCAUUUUCAACCACACACCUUAUUCGUCAACAGGACCGGAUCUCGUCUAUCUCUUCGUCAGUGUGAUACCAUAUCAAUUGAUUGGAUUGAUCCAAUGGAUCCACCAAAGCCCUUGCAGUGGCAAUCUUUCUCCAAAGUUGAAACUCUGAAGUUGCGAAUGGAUGGAUAUGACUGGAGCACGCCAUUUAAUAUUGACCUAGAAGGUAUGAUGUGUGUUUCCCUGAAGAAUGAGAUCACCGGUGAGCUGAUGCAGGUGAGGAUAGAAGUAAGAGCUGGAUCUAAGAGCUCACGCUAUGAAGUGAUUUUCCGUCCGAAUUCAAUGUCGAGUCCAUACAGGGUUGAAAAUCGUUCGAUAUAUUUGCCCAUUCAUUACCGUCAAGUCGAUGGUUUGAGUGAUUCAUGGAGAAGACUUCCACCAAACGCAGCUGCUUCAUUUCUAUGGGAAGACCUUGGUAGACCAAAGUUGCUAGAACUGUUGGUAGAUGGUUAUGAUCCACAAAAAUCAGAGAAGUAUAACAUUGAUGAAAUAGCUGAUCAUCAAAUGACCUGCGUCUCAAACGGAUCUUCUAGAGCUCUGUGGGUUACCAUUCUCAAACAAGAGAAAACAAACAUUAUCAGGAUUAGUGAUAUGAUCCCAGAAAAUGAAACAGACCCAAAUGUUUCUUCACCUUUAUUGCAAUUAGCUGGAAAUGACUUUCCACACGAACAAUCAAACACAUCAACUUGUGAAUUCCACGUAGUUGUUGAGCUUGCGGAACUUGGAUUAUCUAUCGUCGAUCAUACUCCUGAAGAGAUUUUGUACUUGUCCAUGCAGAACCUUCUGCUGUCAUAUUCUACUGGAUUAGAUUCAGGAAUUACCAGGUUCAAGCUGCGAAUGCGUGGACUUCAAGUUGAUAAUCAAUUGCCAUUAACACCAAUGGCUGUCCUCUUCAGGCCUCAGAGAGUUGCAGAAGAAACUGAUCAUAUCAUGAAAUUUUCCAUGACAGAGCAAUCAAAUGGUUCGCUGGACUUGUGUGUUUACCCUUAUAUUGGCUUCCAAGGACCUGAAAAUUCAGCAUUUCUGAUAAAUGUUCAUGAGCCAAUCAUUUGGCGUCUUCAUGGAAUAUUUCAACAUGUAAACCUCAGUAGGUUGUCUGAUACUCAGACUCAUGCUGUUUCAAUGGAUCCAAUCAUUCAGAUCAGGGUCCUUAACAUCUCUGAAGUGCGAUUCAAAGUUUCAAUGGCCAUGUCACCAUCUCAAAGACCGGUUGGUGUGCUAGGAUUUUGGUCGUCCUUGAUGACUGCACUGGGUAAUACGGAGAAUAUGCCAGUUAGGAUAAACCAAAGAUUUCAGGAACAUGUGUGCUUGAGGCAAAGUAUCCUGGUUGACAAUGCAAUUGCAAAUAUUAAGAAGGAUCUUCUCAGCCAACCCCUUCAGUUGCUUUCUGGCGUUGACAUAUUGGGGAAUGCAAGCAGUGCCCUUGGUCACAUGAGUAAAGGUGUUGCAGCUCUAUCCAUGGAUAAGAAAUUCAUUCAAAGUCGACAAAGACAGGAAAAUAAAGGUGUUGAGGAUAUCGGUGAUGUUAUUAGAGAGGGCGGAGGUGCAUUUGCAAAAGGAUUAUUCAGAGGUGUGACAGGUAUUUUGACGAAACCGCUCGAAGGUGCGAAAGCUUCUGGGGUUGAGGGUUUCGUUCAGGGAGUUGGAAAAGGAAUAAUAGGGGCAGCUGCUCAACCAGUGAGUGGUGUUCUAGAUCUUUUAUCCAAAACCACUGAAGGUGCAAAUGCUAUGAGAAUGAAGAUUGCAUCUGCUAUUGCAUCAGAAGAUCAACUCCUCCGUAGGAGGCUGCCUCGAGUUAUUAGCGGUGAUAACUUGCUUCGACCUUAUGAUGAGUACAAAGCGCAAGGACAGGCAAUAUUGCAAUUGGCUGAAUCAGGAUCAUUUUUCAGCCAGGUUGAUCUUUUCAAGGUGCGUGCAAAGUUUGCCUUGACAGAUGCUUAUGAAGACCAUUUCCUACUCCCCAAAGGAAAAAUCCUUAUUGUGACUCACAGAAGGGUGCUACUGUUGCAGCAAACAUCCAAUAUUAUCGGUCAGAGGAAGUUGAACCCUGCCCGAGAUCCUUGUUUAGUAAUGUGGGAUGUUCUGUGGAAUGACCUGGGAACAAUGGAGUUAACGCAUGGAAAGAAAGACCGCCCGAAUACCCCGCCUACGCGACUUAUUAUCUAUUUACGGAAUAGGUCGGCUGAGACUAAGGAUCAAUCUCGUGUCAUAAAAUGCUCCCAUGAGGAAAGAGAUCAAGCUUUUGAGGCCUAUUGUUCAAUUGAUCAAGCAUUGAACACUUAUGGCCCAAAUCAAUCAAAGGUAAAGCAAAGGAGGAAAGUAACAAAGCCAUAUUCACCUAUCAUAGAGACGAGCGGUUUGGAGGGAAAAGAAGGGUUCUCCAUGUGGUCUCCACAGCAGAUGCCUGACUCGGUUUCUCCGAGUUCAUCCAUUUAGCAGUAAUAUAACAGACCGACUCCAGAGUGGUUUUGGGUAAAACAAAAAAAAUCCAAAUUUAUUUUAAUUGCUUUCGGUUUUAGAAUCCCCUUCCAAGAGCUGAUUCAGAAUUUUGCAAGUGCCAUAUUGGUCUGAAGGUGGUUUAUUAUGUCUUUGACCUAUUUUUGCAAUAUUCGAGAAUGCACAAGCAAUGGAUAUAGAUAUCAUCAAUACAUCUUAAUCAAGAUUGCACUGGAUGGAAAGCUUCUAUUAACAUCUGGAGCUUUCUUCAGGUGCCAUUGAAUAGAAGAAACAUGGCGUGGUGAAUUGUCAACCAAACAAGGAAAAUAUUGUUUGUAUAUGUUUUAAUGUGAAUAAUAAUAAUAGUACAUAUUUGGUUCGUUUUUUACAUAGAGAAUGACCCAAAAGAGUCACUUUACCUAUUUUGACUCCUUUCCAAAAUGCAUAGCUUUUAUACAUCAUAAUAGCUUUUCAAAAAAAUCUUUACAAUGUGCAAAUUGUUGUGUGUGUUCAUCAUCAAAUGUUAUUUUACCUUUAAAAGUGUGGAAUUCAUCCAUAUAUAUAAUAUUUUUACAUUCUUAAU
Messenger RNA from Impatiens glandulifera, 13247 nucleotides. RefSeq lists its product as uncharacterized. The record is from RefSeq and is a predicted model, not a curated record. Lineage: Eukaryota; Viridiplantae; Streptophyta; Magnoliopsida; Ericales; Balsaminaceae. The transcript is spliced from 63 exons. The coding region runs from base 251 to 12664 and encodes 4137 amino acids.